UAAAGUGUGUGUGUGGUAGUCUGGUUUAAGCUCUUAGAGCUGCUUUGGAACAUGUUUGGAGCUAUGCUCUCUAGCGAGCCGAGCUGAAACGACGCAUUCCAUCACAGAUUAGAGAACUAUGGCUUGUACUCUUACUCAGGUAGCGCAUUUGUGGCCCUCUACUUCACAAGUAUCGAGAUUCAACACAAUCUUUGCUGAGGCAGAUAAGUGUCACAAAUGCUUCACGAGGAUAAUUGCGAGCCAUGCAGUCCGUGCAGCCUUACCCGGUGGCCUCGGUGGUGGCGUUCUCGACAAGCCUGCGAUUGAAACGGCCCCGACCCCAGGCCGUGAAUCAGAGUUCGACCUCCGGAAGAAGAAGAAGAUGGCUCCUCCCUACCGGGUCAUUCUCCACAACGACAACUUCAACCGGCGGGAGUACGUCGUCCAGGUGCUGAUGAAGGUGAUCCCGGGGAUGACUCUGGACAACGCGGUGAACAUAAUGCAAGAAGCGCACCACAACGGGCUGUCCGUAGUCAUAGUUUGCUCCCAGGAGGACGCGGAAGAGCACUGCACGCAGCUCAGAGCCAAUGGCCUGUUGAGCUCCAUAGAGCCGGCGAGCGGUGGAAGCUGCUGAACAGGAAAAAAAGGUUUUUGGAGGACUGGUGAUGGUGCUGCUGUACAUGGGGGACGGACGGGAACGCUUUUAGGCUGGUGUCUGUACAAUGGAUUCAGAGGCUAGAUUGCUACUCAAAUUAGAAGAACAGAGAAUAGAGAGAUCGCACGCAUCAGUACCAACGGGGGACUCGAAGAACAGGCCGAUAGGAUAGCGAGGUCGUGAAAGGUUGUCUGGGAGGGAAGGAGACAAGGCUUAUCAUUCUUAUCUUUUGGGUGUCUAGCUUGUCCGUGCUUGUCCUUGGCUGACCAAGACGUUAAGAUGUUUGCUUGAUGGUUUGUUUUUGCAGCUGUAGGCCGGGCAUGCACGUACCGGAGAGGACGAUACCAAUGUCAUCAUCGUGCUAAAUCGCAGCGACGCGAAGGGAAUUUUCCUGCUGUUGGAGCUACAGGGCCUGUCAAGGUCGGUAUUGUGGAGCAUCUUUUUUUUCUUGUACAGGCAGUCCCCGACAAGGCGAGCUGCUCGAAUCGGGAACGAUCGUCAAAACGGUACAAAAGGAUUUUGCUGCUUUAGGGGAGUGGAUUCUCACGAAUCCCCUCCCGCUUACUUACGACGUUUAGCACUUGUUCUACAGCGCUUGUUUGCCGCGAGAAGUGUCAGCGGUCAUGGCUUGGAAGUCGGAGGAAUCAAAAGAAAAGGAUGAUCAUAGGCUAUGCGAAGACUGUCCCUCCGCCGCUACAUCACCAAGCGCUAUGCUUACGUGCGUAGUGCCCUGUCACAAUCAUUUGGGAGAAACAACAACGAAAAAAAAGAGAAGGGGUGCAUGGAAGUCGAAGUGGCUUGCUUGCUUUUGCUUUUGCUUUUCGGCUAAGUACUUACAAAGGAUUAGUUUGACCGGGAGGACUUCCAUUGACCGGCUGGAAGAAUGUUCUGUAGGAUCAGUCAGGGCCGCACGUACUUAAAUUAUAAGAAUUGAAAAAGGUGGCAA
Messenger RNA from Selaginella moellendorffii, 1580 nucleotides. RefSeq names its product ATP-dependent Clp protease adapter protein CLPS1, chloroplastic. The record is from RefSeq and is a predicted model, not a curated record. Gene Ontology annotation, biological process: protein catabolic process; proteolysis. The transcript is spliced from 5 exons. Lineage: Eukaryota; Viridiplantae; Streptophyta; Lycopodiopsida; Selaginellales; Selaginellaceae. Bases 119 to 613 code for a protein of 164 amino acids.